AUGGCGGCGGCUGUGGUGACGGCGGCAGCGGCUGCCCCGGCCCCGGCCCCGGCGCCGGCAGCCGGAGUGAAUGGCGCCUCUUCCGUGCACUGGUUCCGCAAAGGGCUGCGGCUCCACGACAACCCUGCGCUGCUGGCGGCCGUGCGUGGGGCGCGCUGCGUGCGCUGCGUUUACAUCCUGGACCCGUGGUUCGCGGCCUCCUCCUCAGUGGGGAUCAACCGAUGGAGGUUCUUACUUCAGUCUCUGGAAGAUUUGGAUACAAGUUUAAGGAAACUGAACUCUCGCCUGUUUGUAGUCCGGGGACAGCCGGCCGAUGUAUUCCCAAGAUUAUUCAAGGAAUGGGGGGUGACCCGCUUGACCUUUGAAUAUGACUCCGAACCCUUUGGGAAAGAACGGGAUGCAGCCAUCAUGAAGAUGGCCAAGGAGGCCGGCGUGGAGGUGGUGACUGAGAACUCUCAUACUCUCUAUGAUCUGGACAAGAUCAUUGAGCUGAACGGGCAGAAACCACCCCUUACCUACAAGCGCUUUCAGGCCAUCAUCAGCCGCAUGGAGCUGCCCAAGAAACCCGUGGGCUCUGUGACGAGCCAGCAGAUGGAGAGCUGCCGGGCCGACAUCCAGGAGAACCACGAUGACACCUAUGGCGUGCCCUCCCUCGAGGAGCUGGGGUUCCCUACUGAAGGACUGGGCCCCGCUGUUUGGCAAGGAGGAGAGACAGAAGCUCUGGCCCGGCUGGAUAAGCAUUUGGAACGGAAGGCCUGGGUUGCCAACUACGAGAGACCCCGAAUGAACGCCAACUCCCUGCUGGCCAGCCCCACGGGCCUCAGCCCCUACCUGCGCUUCGGCUGCCUCUCGUGCCGCCUCUUCUACUACCGCCUGUGGGACCUGUAUAAAAAGGUGAAGCGGAACAGCACACCCCCUCUCUCCCUGUUUGGGCAACUCCUGUGGCGAGAGUUCUUCUACACGGCAGCCACCAACAACCCCAGGUUUGACCGCAUGGAAGGGAACCCCAUCUGCAUCCAGAUCCCCUGGGACCGCAACCCCGAGGCCCUGGCCAAGUGGGCCGAGGGCAAGACAGGCUUCCCUUGGAUUGACGCCAUCAUGACCCAGCUGAGGCAGGAGGGCUGGAUCCACCAUCUGGCCCGGCACGCCGUGGCCUGCUUCCUCACCCGCGGGGACCUCUGGGUCAGCUGGGAGAGCGGGGUCCGGGUAUUUGAUGAGCUGCUCCUCGAUGCGGAUUUCAGCGUGAACGCGGGCAGCUGGAUGUGGCUGUCCUGCAGUGCUUUCUUCCAGCAGUUCUUCCACUGCUACUGCCCUGUGGGCUUCGGCCGCCGCACGGACCCCAGUGGGGACUACAUCAGGCGCUACCUGCCCAUAUUGAAAGGGUUCCCCUCUCGAUACAUCUAUGAGCCCUGGAAUGCCCCCGAGUCCAUUCAGAAGGCAGCCAAGUGCAUCAUCGGUGUGGACUACCCCCGGCCCAUCGUCAACCAUGCUGAGACCAGCCGGCUCAACAUCGAGCGAAUGAAGCAGAUUUACCAGCAGCUGUCCCGCUACCGGGGGCUCUGUCUGCUGGCAUCUGUCCCUUCCUGUGUGGAAGACCUCAACAACCCGGUGGCAGAGGCCAGCUCGAGCCAGACUGGGAGCAUGAACAGUGCGGGCCCAAGACCACUCCCCAGUGGCCCAGCGUCCCCCAAACGCAAGCUGGAAGCAGCCGAGGAACCACCGGGUGAAGAACUCAGCAAACGGGCCAGGGUGGCAGAGUUGCCCGCCCCAGAGCUGCCGAGCAGGGAUGUCUGAGACGGCAGCACUGUAGCUCCGUGAGCGAAGCCUGGGAGCCCGAGCAGCCGCCACGGCAGCAGAGUGCAACCGGCAGAAAAGCUGAUCACCGACGGAGACUAGACUGAGCGAACAUGUGUGCUUGUGUGUACGCGUGUGCAGGGAAGGAGUGGUGUGCGUGUUUGCGUGUGCAUGCAUCUGUUUACACUCUCGUGAUUCUGAGCAUGGCUUGGGCUGGAGGAGCACGUGUAGCAGCUUCACCUCAGCCUCCAGACGCCAGGCUAGAGGUCAUGGCAGUGACUUUCAGCCAAACCUGUCCCUGGGAGCCAGCUACCUUGUCUGAAUAGGAGAGUAGUAGGACCCUAGCUGGGACUCUGGCACCUGCUCCACCCACCCCGACCCUGAGCCCUUCCUCCCUCUCUCACCACAUCGGACUGAGGAGCAGGAGGAUGACAUUGCUGGCUUUUGUCCAGAGCAUGGGAUUCUAGAAGCAGCCAGGGCCCUGCUGAGUUCCUGCUUUAUGACGCGGGUGGUUGGGCAGGCUGGAGGGGACAGAUGCUCUCCAGAUACAGUCACCUGGUCUGGCUUCUUUCUCAUCUUAAAUUUUCCUGCCACCGGGUCCUCCAGAGCCCUCCUCGGGCAUCUGGGACUGAACCUGAGGCUGUAAAUAGAUCUGGAAACAUGCCGCCAUCCCAGGGAGGUACACCCAGAUGCCGGACUCAUGGGCCAUACCCACGGUACUGUAGACGCUAGCCCCAAAAGUGCCCACCUUUCUGGAGCUGAAAACCUAAAGUUAGGAAUUGAAUUGCAGCUUUUACUGUUCCUGCCUCAGAAGCUGAGAGCCAGCCUCAGCACUGACUGUGGAGACUCGGUGCCUCCACAAGGAGGAAGCCAGGUUCCUGGUGCCAGAAAGCCCCCUGGUUCCUCCAGCCAUAGCACAGUGCUGCACUGAGCUGACCCCCAGCCGGGAGAGCCAUUCUGCCCCGUGGUCUGUAGGCUUCUGGGGAAUGCCUGGGACUGGUCCGCUUCCAAGCUCCUGUGUCAGCUCUGCCGGUGGCCAGAUACCAAGGACCCCGGCAGGUGGACUCGGGGGAACUGCCAGAGACCGUUGGGAAAUGUCCAAGCAGAGCUCUCAGCCAGCACACCGACCCUUCCAGAUGCGGCCAGUGGGGGGUUUGACCCAGAGAAGCCAAGGCCUUGCAUUCCGGGACUGGCCUGGCUCCCACCUCAGCCCUCCCACUGUCAAAGGCCUGUGUUGAGAAGGACAUAAUGAAAAGGACUGUGUGGUCAGCUACAGCCGGUCUUCCACCCUGUGGCCUGCACGUGAGCCACAAUGUGUGCGUGUGAGUGUGUGUGCGUGUGUGUGUGUGUACAGGUGCGUGUAUAACUGAGAGGCUGAUUUCUCUUUGGAUUUUGUCCUCAUGUGUAACAUUAAGCUGGCCUCCGGGCCUUUUCCUCUCUACCUCCCUGUGACCUUUCCCAGCCUCAUAGCUGUUAACUCCCUUGGCCCUUGCCCUGUCCCUCAUUGUCCUCCUCUGUCCUCAGACCAGAACCCUGGGGUCAGGCCUUUGUUCCCUCAGCUGUCCAGCACGUUGACAGGCUCCUUCCUGAGAUAUCCUCAGGCUUUCUCAGCCGGAGAGCUGCCUCCAAGUCCCCCUGUUGUAUGUGUGUCACCCUCACUAGAAAUGUCCCAUAACCGUGGGGGAAGCAGAGCCCAGGUGAUGGUGUGUAUUCAGAGCGUUGAGUAGGGGUCUUCUCUGUUCCUCCAGCCCCAGCCUAGAGGCAGGAGAAUUGGGGGCUGUUGCCAGAAGGGGGAGUAGAGCGAGCCUGGAAGGGCUGUUCUGAGGGAUUGGGAAUGCCAGAGGGCUUGGGCCCAGAGUCAGUAUUUGUUCAGCAGCACCUUCAGGUACCAGGAUGUUUCCCUUCUCCUGCCUGUUAGAUGACAGCCCUCUUCCCCGAGGUACAAGUUGGUGGGACCACCUCCCCCUGCUUCACCAUCCCUGGCAAGCUGGCCCAUUCCCAGCCGAACAGAGUGGUCCCCUCCCAGAGCUGGGAGGGCCGUGGUAAGGGGAGGGUGCAUCCAGUGGCCCAGAGCUCCAUGACGGCUUCGUGCCUCCCCUCUUCUAGCCCAAGUGGCCUCGGGGCUGCCACAGAACAUUGACCCAAAUCCUAAUCCAAGGGCCAGCAUGGGGAAGAGAUGGUCGCAGACAAAAUGCACUUUAUACAGAGAUUUCUUAUUACUGGGAAGGUGCGUUUCUCCCACAGUUUGUGAAUAUUCACGUGUUUCAUAAAUGUCUGAUCCUGUCUGAGCAAA
Messenger RNA from Neogale vison (American mink), 4087 nucleotides. RefSeq names its product cryptochrome circadian regulator 2 (gene CRY2). The transcript has 12 exons. The record is from RefSeq and is a predicted model, not a curated record. The coding region runs from base 1 to 1794 and encodes 597 amino acids. Gene Ontology annotation, cellular component: nucleus; cytoplasm. Gene Ontology annotation, biological process: circadian regulation of gene expression; negative regulation of DNA-templated transcription; entrainment of circadian clock by photoperiod. Gene Ontology annotation, molecular function: DNA binding; FAD binding. NCBI's taxonomy places the organism in Eukaryota, Metazoa, Chordata, Mammalia, Carnivora, Mustelidae.